Molecule: messenger RNA, 644 nt
Organism: Rhizophagus irregularis DAOM 181602=DAOM 197198
Lineage: Eukaryota; Fungi; Glomeromycota; Glomeromycetes; Glomerales; Glomeraceae
Source: RefSeq, a predicted model, not a curated record
UUCUUUUUAAUUCGUUUAAUUCAUUUAACCGCAGCGUCCGCCAGCCCAGCCAGCGUGUACGCAGCGUGUCCGCAGUAAGUCCGCAGCAAAAAUUUUAAAAAAAUUAUAAUAAAUCUAAAAUAAUAAUAAUAAAUAUUUUGAUAUUUCCUUUUUACAAAAAAAUUAAAAAUUAACAAAAUUAACUAUACAAUUAUACAAAAUACAUAUACAUAUAUAUAUAUAUAUUAAAUUUUACAGUAAAGCAAUUAGACGUAACCAGAGUAAAUGUUUAUUUGAGUAGGGUGGACACCCGGAACAUCUCAGUCCAAUAACUUAAUAUACUGCAAGAUAAUAAUAAUAAUAAUAUCCAAAUCGCCCAAGAUAGCUCUUCCGGAUUUUAUGGUGAUGGACCUUGUGAUACACCUUGUGUGGGUGGUGGACUUUGCGGUACACUCUCCUUGUGAUGCAUCUGCUUGUGAUGCAUCUGUUUGUGGCGGACCUGCUUGUGGGGCAUCUGCUUGUAGUGAACCUUGUGGUGGAACUUAUGGUGGACCUUGAAUUUUUCCCUGAUUGUUAAUGACACUACUUUGUAGCGAAGGUGGAAUACUGCUCAAAUUAUUACUUUGUAAUAUUUGAGGAGGAUAUGAUGAUGGUGAUGUUGUAGC